Messenger RNA from Cordyceps militaris CM01, 1224 nucleotides. RefSeq lists its product as uncharacterized. The coding region runs from base 1 to 1224 and encodes 407 amino acids. The record is from RefSeq and is a predicted model, not a curated record. NCBI's taxonomy places the organism in Eukaryota, Fungi, Ascomycota, Sordariomycetes, Hypocreales, Cordycipitaceae. The transcript has 4 exons.
AUGGCACACCAGGGACACUGGAAUCGCACGAGGCCGGCGCCGACGACGGUGAUGCCCGACUUGCCCGACGCGGAGCACUGGCGCACCACGCUGUCGGCCGUCUCGCUGACGUUUGGUAUUCUCGCUUCAGCCGUCUUUGUGCUCCGCGUGUGCGUCGCGCGGUGCUCGUCGUGCAAGAUUCGGGCCGAGGAUGUUAUCAUGGGCGUCGGCGUCGUGCUGAUGUGGGGGACCAUUGCCUCUGUGCUGCUGAAGGCGUAUAAUGGUAUGGGCAUCCCUGCGCGGCAAAUACCUCGCGCGCAAAGACAUUUACUGAAUUUGGGCUCGUUCCUGAUACCCAAAUUCUGGGCGGGCUCGACCGCGUGCUGCAAGGUCGCCAUCAUCCUCUUUCUGCAGCGCGUCGUCGGGUUCAAGCGCUCGGUUCACACGGCCCUCAUCGUCGUCGCCGUCAUCUCGGUGCUGUGGGCGCUGGGCGUCAUCUUCUUCACCACGUUUGCGUGCACGCCCGUCUCCUUCUACUGGAACAAGUCGGGCCGCGACGGCCACUGCAUGUCGCGGCACCGCUACAAGAAUGGCAAUAUUGUGUUUGGCGUGCUCGGCAUGGUGACGGACUUCGUGGUCCUCGUCAUCCCCAUGCCGACGCUGUGGAAGUCGCAGAUGCGUAGGAAGCAAAAGAUUGCUAUGACGGGCGUGUUGGGCAUUGGUCUAGUCGUCUGUAUAUUCAGCUUGUUGAGGACUAUUCAGUUCUUCUAUCUCGAUUUGGAUAAGAUCUCAAGUAAGUCCAUUGAUCUUGUUAUCCAUGACACCUUGACGGCCGCUGACAACGUCCCAACAGCUUCGAGCGGACUGGAGAGUAUAUGGACCGUGCUCGAGAACGAGUUUGCCGUCAUCUGUGGUUGCGCGCCACAGCUUGCACCGUUGUUUCAGAGCUUGCGCCCUAGGAAGGCAAAGACGUCGGGCUACGCCGGGAUGUAUGAUACGUCAGUACUCGGCAAGCACACCAAGAUGAGCGUCAUCCGCACCACAGUCAGCGGGACGACCGGCGGCGACGUAAUGCCGGGUCUGCGGACGGUACCGAGAGACGGCAGAAGCUCGUCUGAGAUUGAGCUUAAGGGCAUUGAAGUCCGCACGGCGAUUAAUCAAGAGAUUUCGGCGAGUGGAGACGCGCAUCAUGAUCCAGGGCGUUUGUCCAGGAGGGAGGAUAGUGGAAGUUAUACCCGCAUCUAG